Molecule: messenger RNA, 1703 nt
Organism: Xylona heveae TC161
Lineage: Eukaryota; Fungi; Ascomycota; Xylonomycetes; Xylonales; Xylonaceae
Product: rab GDP-dissociation inhibitor
Exons: 8
Coding region: 116-1522 (468 amino acids)
Biological process (GO): small GTPase-mediated signal transduction; protein transport; vesicle-mediated transport
Cellular component (GO): cytoplasm
Molecular function (GO): Rab GDP-dissociation inhibitor activity
Source: RefSeq, a predicted model, not a curated record
CAGACCCCUCGAUUCACCGCCAAAGCUGCAAUAACUUUGCCCUUCAGUGCUUGACUUUGUUGCUUCUCGACUUCUCAUUUUUUCGAAUACAUACUUCAAAUCGUUCAUCCUUAUCAUGGAGGAAAUAGCUCCUGAGUAUGACGUCGUAGUGCUGGGCACCGGCUUGACGGAAUGCGUACUUUCUGGCGUUCUCAGUGUCAAGGGAAAGAAGGUCCUACACAUUGAUCGCAAUGAUCACUACGGAGGUGAGGCCGCUUCUGUCAACAUUGAAGCUCUCUUUAAAAAGUACGGAAACUAUAAUGCUGGUGAGGAGCCAUGGAAGAAAUACGGCCGAGUGAACGAUUGGAACAUAGAUCUCAUCCCGAAGCUACUCAUGUCGAAUGGAGAACUUACAAAUAUCCUCGUCUCGACCGAUGUGACACGAUAUCUCGAGUUCAAGCAAAUUGCGGGAAGCUAUGUUCAACAGGGCAACGGUCCCAAAGCUACCGUCGCCAAAGUCCCAUCGGACGCUGGAGAGGCGCUUCGGUCGCCUUUGAUGGGUAUCUUCGAGAAGAGACGGGCUAAGAAAUUUUUUGAAUGGGUUGGCAACUUCAAGGAGGAUGACCCUGUAACUCAUAACGGUCUGAACCUGAACACUUGCACGAUGAAGGAGGUGUACGACAAAUUUGGCCUGGAGGCCACAACGCGAGACUUCAUUGGACACUCUAUGGCUCUGUACUUGACCGACGAGUAUAUCAACGAAAAGGGCGCGGCCAAGGAAGCCGUAAUCCGUAUCCGACUCUAUGCUAACUCAAUGGCACGGUACGGGAAGUCGCCUUACAUCUACCCCCUCUACGGCUUGGGAGAGCUGCCGCAAGGAUUUGCACGUCUGUCCGCCAUCUACGGUGGUACAUAUAUGCUCAAUACCUCGAUUGACGAGAUUUUAUACGACGGUACCAAAGCCUCCGGCAUCCGAGCAACCAUGAAGGAACGUGGCGAAGAGGGCGAUGGCAUGAAGUUCACGACGAAGGCGAAGAAGAUUAUCGGAGAUCCUUCUUACUUCCCCGGCAAGGUCCAAGUGGUUGGCCAUGUGCUGAGAGCAAUUUGCAUUCUGAACCAUCCCGUUACCAGCACAGACAACAGCGACUCUGCUCAGAUCAUCAUUCCGCAGUCACAGGUGGGCCGAAAGAAUGAUAUCUACAUCGCUGUUGUCUCCUCUGCGCACAACGUCUGCCCCCGUGGAUACUACAUUGCAAUCGUCUCGACCAUUGCCGAAAGGACCAGUAACCACCAUGUCGAGCUUCAGGCUGGAUUUGACCGGCUGGGUAAGGUCGAGGAGAUGUUCUUGGGCCCUCCCAUUCCGCUCUACGAGCCUUUGGAAAGUGGCGUCAAUGAUAACAUCUUCAUCUCCAAGAGCUACGAUGCGACCAGCCAUUUCGAGACCACAACCGAUGACGUCAAGGAUAUUUAUCGUCGUGCCGAGGGGCAGGAGCUGGUUGUUGAAGGCCUGCGGGAAGGUCAAAAUCUGGUUGGUGAGGAAUAAGCAUAGGGACAAAGCCAGGCGUCUUUACUUCAGUGAUACAUAAUCUUCGUUUCAGAACAAUUGGAACACAUUCCAUGAUUGAUAAGUGAGAACAUGAUUCAAUUUUGCGUUGUUUUCCAAGCAGAUAGACACCUGUGUCAUAAUAUUUAAGUUUCAAUCUUCAGAGAGACUUUUCGCCCAC